CAGUUGUUGCUGUGUUGGAAGACGUCCGUGUAGCAGACAAGAGAGACGUGAAAACGUUUAGAACCCAAGUGAAUGCACGUCUCUACCUCUGUCAAGUGAGUAGCUCAGUGUUCAGACGUCUGUGGACUAGCUUAUCAAUGGUGAUUGAAUAAGUGCUGGAUGUAUCGGGCCUCUGCUAGGCAUUGACUAGAUCAAUAGAUCGUGUACUUGAGCAAAACAAAAAUAAAUAUACGUCUCUUCAACGUUUCACUACUGUGGUCUGCCAGGCACUCAAGGAAAUAUAUUUCUAUGCGGACUAGAUUUUGAUUAAGUAGACUACUUGUUGAUCUAAUUAAGAAGCUUACCGAAUGCCUAAAGGAUUAAGCUGUUUAGGCCUCAGCAAAAAAAUGUGUUAAUCAUUCUCGGCGCCAAAAGGUUAUUGAAUAGGAGCCAAAAUCAAUCAUUUAUUAGGAGAGAAAGAUUCUAAGCUUCAGGGAUUUCGAAGUGGCACUGAUUUCGUUUCCUAAGAAAAGAAGAUGAGUCAGCUUCGUCCUGCUAAACAAACAUCGUUACGGCCUGCUUCAUCUGCUGAACUUGGACAACUUUCAACCAUUUCCUCCCCCAAAAGGCCUGCAUCGGCUGCUGUUCCAUCGGCUGCUGUUCCAUCGACUUUCCCUGCACAGUCUUCCAAUGUCCAAAGUGGAGAGAACACGUCUAGCGGUAGAUUCGCCGCCAAAAAGAAACAAAAGCGUGGGAAACGUGGACGUUCUGAUGGGUUUGUUCUGGGUUUGGAUCUGGGUUUAGAUCUGGAGGCUGCAGAAACAGAAAACACUGAAGAGACUUUGAAAAAAACUCUAGACUCAGAAUCAUUAAACUUCAUCUUCUGGUUGCGUAAUCCAAGUCUUCAGACAUUGUCUCAGUUGAGAAAAGCAAUCAAGUGUAACGAUCUAGAUUGGAUGAGAUGUUUUUUAGAAUUUGAUGGCCUAGGUUUAUUGUUUCAGUGCUUGAAAAACCUAAGCAGUUACCAUAGCAGUCAUUUAAACGACAUGGUACUACGAAUGGCUUGUGUGUCAUGUAUUAGGGAAGUUGUCAACUCCAGGUCUGGUCUGGAUUGUUUAUUAACCAUUGGUGACCGAAAUGAUAAUUUAUUUGGACGUCGAUUCUCUACGGCAUUGGAAACUAAUAACUUAAUAGUCAAAAUGCAGAUCUUCGAGUUACUCUCAGCACUUUGUCUCUACUCAGCCGAUGGAUUUUAUCUGACACUGGAUGCAUUAGAACGUUAUAAGGUAUGGCGUAAGCAAAAGUACAGAUUCAGUCUAUUGGUGAAUGACUUGAGGAACACUGAUCUCACAACCUAUAAAACAACUGUCAUGGCGUUGAUCAACUCUAUUAUUGUUGCUAGUGAAAACAUUCGAGACAGGGUGCGAAUUCGAAAUGAAUUUGUUGCUCUAAACAUCCUUGACGUCAUUAACUGCUUACGGGACGAGAAUGAUGGAGACCUCCAUGUACAGCUGGAUGUAUUCGAGGAAGAACUCUCGGCAGAUACAGAAGCCAUGGUAGAGUCCAACAAGGAAUCUAUAGACAUCAAUAGCCACUUUGAUUUAUUUAAGGCCAUCUACAAUAAGGUGAAUGAUACUACUUUGAGUCUCUCACUCCUGUCAAUACUAUAUAGUCUUUAUCAGAUAGACUCCAAUAACCCUCUCUGUGAAAGUACAUGGCAACUGAUCGAGAAACUAAGCCAGCAAGCUGUAGAGGGCGCUCUCAAAGCAGACAAGUUGAUGGAAGAAGCCAAAGCACAAAGACGACAUGUCGAUGUUGCAGUGCAAACUAUGGAAAGUUUAUCAACAUCAUCUUCAGCAGUAUCAUCUUCUAGAUUGCAAAGAAAGUCAGCCAUACUUAGUGGUACCAGACCAGAAGCAUCGGCACCCUCAGAAGUCGCUCCUCCACAACCAUGCGCCCCCCCUCCUCCGCCAUCUCCUCCAAUGCCACCACCUUUAGUUCCACCCCCUCCUUGCCCACCACCUCCACCUCCACUGCUUGGUGGAUACACCCCUGGCCCUCCUCCUCCACCUCCACUGCUUGGUGGAUACACCCCUGGCCCUCCUCCUCCACCUCCACUGCUUGGUGGAUUCACACCUGGAGCUCCUCCUCCUCCACCACCUCCUCCUUCAGUCUUAGGUUUAAAGGUACCAGGUGCUCCACCAGUUCCAGUCCCACAAUUGUCUCCCAUCUCUGUAGUGACCACAAUACCAACACCAGAGCCAAACUGUCAAAUGAAACAUUUUAUUUGGAAUAAGGUCCCAGCAUUACAGAUUAAUAAAAACAGUAUUUGGGGAGAUGUGAGUUGUAUGGACGGUGGUAUACAAAUAGAGUACAACAAAUUGGAGGAACUUUUCUGUGCUAAAAUGUCCAAAGAGGAAGCUAAAACUGAUGACAAAGUAACAAAAGCGCACGCAUCUCCAAAUGAGAUAAGUCUUCUUGAUCCCAAGCGAAGUAUGAAUGUCAAUAUUUUUCUGAAACAAUUCAGAAAAAAUAACGCCGCCAUUGUUGAUUUAAUUCGAAAAGGUGAAGCUCGCAAUAUUGGUGUUGAAAAAUUAAAAGGCCUCAUCAAAAUAUUGCCUUUGAUGGACGAGGCUGAGAUGAUACAGAACUAUGAUGGUGACGCAGACAAACUUGGAAACGCCGAGAAGUUUUUUAUGCAGCUUAUUUCUGUUCCUUGUUAUAAAUUACGUCUUGAGCUUAUGCUCCUCAAGUCUGAUUUUCAAAAUCAGUUAUCAAGUGUUCGAUCUAAUUUGCUUUUACUAUCAGGCAUCUGUCGAAGACUGUAUAAUAACACAGCAUUGAAAAAGUUCUUGAGGCUAGUUCUAAUUGCAGGAAAUUUUAUAAAUAAGGGAAGUAAUGCAGGGGAUGCAGUUGGCUUCAAAAUCUGUUCCCUCAACAAACUCAUACUGACCAAGUCCAAUGACCCUAAACUGUCGCUGCUGCAUGUCCUGGUGCAGGAAGCUGAAGCGAAAGACAAAGAUGCACUUGCAUUUACAGACGACCUUCUGGAGGAUCUACAAAAAGCAUCGCGGUUUUCCUUAGAAAAUGUCAAGUCGGAAUUCCACCAAAUCAAAACUAAUGUCCAGAAAUUACUUCAACAGAUUCAGACACAAGCUGAUGAAGAAAUUAAAGACCAAUUUAAAGAGUUUCUUGAGGAAGCCGAAGGGGAUUUAUCGGAUAUUGAUGAGAGUCUUGAGUUGCUCGUGAAACAAAGUCACAAAUUAGCUCAUCAUUUCUGUGAGAAUGAGAACUCUUUUAAUCUUGAAGAGUUUCUGAGUGCUUUCCGAGAGUUUUGUGACAGAGUAAAAGUAUGUCAGCAGGAGAUCUCCUCGUGGAAACAGCAAGCUGAGAAAGCUGAACUGAGAAAGAGAGCACACGAAGAACUUCUGGAGAAAAGAAAAAGUGCCCAAAAAGAACUUCCUCCAGGAGCAAGAUUGAUGCCUGGCCUUGCAGGUACUGGGGAUGCUAAAAUUGUGGACAACUUAGUCAGUGAAAUUCGCAGAGGCAAUGUUCUCCGACGUCUAUCAGUGAAAAGAAAAUCCAAACCUGUGCCUGAUGUCAUUACAGAAAGUGUGCGCUUGUAGAUGAAAUGUGUUGUAUCACUUGUAGAGCUUGUGAAGAGUAGAGUUUUAAAUAGAAUCUUUAUGUAGAACAAACAGGAGAAUAAACUUAGAUCUAUACAUUCUGUUUUACAAAAUACAAUGUUAUUCUAUCUUUUUUUUAACUUCACCAGAUUUCCAAAUGUAUAAUAUAUUAAUACCCACAUUUACCUAUCACAUUGUAUUAUAGUACAGUAUUUUUUUUUUUUGCACAGUUCAAUAAUGUGCACUUUUUAAAUAUAGAUAAAUCUUUGCAAAGCUUUGGAAACUUCAAUCUAAUUUUGUUUUUGCUUUCUUUUGUUAACCUUUGCUUCUCUUCAUUGAAGGAAACAGUUCAUUAGCACAAUGGGAUGUGAUUGAAGUGCUCAGUUCAUUAGCACAAUGGGAAGCAAUUGAAGUGCUCAGUUCAUUAGCACAAUGGGAAGCAAUUGAAGUGCUCAGUUCAUUAGCACAAUGGGAAGCAAUUGAAGUGCUCAGUUCAUUAGCACAACGGGAAGCAAUUGAAGUGCUCAGUUCAUUAGCACAAUGGGAUGUGAUUGAAGUGCUCAGUUCAUUAGCACAAUGGGAUGUGAUUGAAGUGCUCAGUUCAUUAGCACAAUGGGAUGUGAUUGAAGUGCUCAGUUCAUUAGCACAAUGGGAAGCAAUUGAAGUUCUCAGUUCGUUAGCACAAUGGGAAGCAAUUGAAGUGCCCAGUUCAUUAGCACAAUGGGAAGCAACUGAAGUGCUCAGUUCAUUAGCACAAUGGGAAGCAAUUGAAGUGCUCAGUUCAUUAGCACAAUGGGAAGCAAUUGAAGUGCUCAGUUCAUUAGCACAAUGGGAAUCAAUUGAAGUGCUCAGUUCAUUAGCACAAUGGGAUGUGAUUGAAGUGCUCAGUUCAUUAGCACAAUGGGAAGCAAUUGAAGUGCUCAGUUCAUUAGCACAAUGGGAUGUGAUUGAAGUGCUCAGUUCAUUAGCACAAUGGGAAGCAAUUGAAGUGCUAAGUUGAUUAGCACAAUGGGAAGCACGCUGGAAAUAAGGAAUUUAUAAGACAUAAAGACAUAAACUGAAUAAAAAUUAUCCAACUUUUUUAUUAAUGUCAGUGAAAUGUUUGGCUAGUUAUGAGAGCUUUUGAAAAGUGAAAAUCUAUUAGAUGAACUAAUUCUAAGUAAGAAGUCACCAAAUGGACUUCUCUUAUUGAAGGAUAAUUUCCUUCUUACAGAUUGACAAUACAAACAUUCACAAUUCUAAAGGAUUCAUGAUGAUUACUAACUUAAAAACACAAUCAUUUGUGCAUAACUAUAAAAUCAAAGUAAGUGAAAAACAAUAUUAUUUAAAUGUAUUAUAAACUUUAUAAGAACAAAAUCUUAUAGAAAAUAAAUUGAGAUUUCAGAAGGAAACAUGAUUUAUUCAUUUAGUGAAAAAUCAAGAAAAUAGAUUUACAUUGAAAAUGAUUAUUUAAAAUUACUCACAGUGUUAUUCAAUAUCUUCAUAUUUAUAAAAGUUGGAUCAUCUUUUUGAUCUGAAAUGAAUUGAAAGGGUUAGGGUUAGGCUGGCUAUUCGUACUUUGUCUACUUGCAAGACAGUAGGAUUCUGAAUGUAUAGGCUACAGACGCAAAGUUAAGAUUUCUCUGUAAACUAAUCCACUAGUUCUCAUAAUUGUAAAUUAGAUCUUAUUUACAUUCUCUUAUUCUAAGAUCAACAUUUAAGGCUUGGAAGCAUGUUGUUUGUAGAAUUGGAAAUCUUCAACUAUUUCAUAAUAACGCCAUAAAUUUGAUUCUUAAGACAGAGAUACAAACAUUUAUUUGUAUGACUUUGAACAACAAAAUAUGUCGACAUCUAAUAUUAGAACAAUUUCAAUAAAAUAAUCAUUAAAAAAACCA
Messenger RNA from Biomphalaria glabrata, 5479 nucleotides. RefSeq names its product inverted formin-2-like. The record is from RefSeq and is a predicted model, not a curated record. Gene Ontology annotation, molecular function: actin binding; small GTPase binding. The coding region runs from base 516 to 3605 and encodes 1029 amino acids. The transcript is spliced from 18 exons. Gene Ontology annotation, biological process: actin cytoskeleton organization. Lineage: Eukaryota; Metazoa; Mollusca; Gastropoda; Planorbidae.